CAGAACCUGCAUAUGUACUUAGCUAACAUGUGCUGAUUAACUGAUCAUCCCGUUUUUAUAAGGAAACUGAUCACCCAACAAUCACCUUCCAUAUGAGAAGAUUUCCCUUACUUAUACCGCUUCUCUCUAUUAUAGGAUUUGCUAUAAAUCUGAGAGGACUUUCAUCAUUUCCCCAAGCUUCAGUGUGAUUUCGGGGAAGACUCAUUUGAGAAUUCCUGCUCUCUGUGGCUGGUGGGUGGAGAUCAAAGAUGGGUCUCACUGGAGAGCGGGUGAAGAGUGUCUUCUCCAGAAGCCGACCCUCCUGUCUGCACGAGACCAAUGCAAGAAGCGGUGUGGCCGAGAGGACGAGAUGGAGCGUCGUGAGAUCAUACCUGUGCGGUGACGAGUUCAAUUCAGUUCUGGCGGAGGAAGAUUCUGCUUCUGUCAAGAGCUAUGAAGCCACAAUAAGCCCCCCGUUCGUAGAAACUGAAUCAGACAUCGAUAGUAAUGGAGAGAAGGAAAGUUUGUUGGAAAAGCAAAAGAAUUCAAUGUCCAGAUUGUUCCAUGAAGACGAUGCAGCUAUCAUCAUUCAAUCAGCUUUCAGAAGAUUCCUGGCUAGGCGUAAGAACAUGGAAGAUAUAUCAGUGAGUCUGAGCGAGCAAUGUGCUGUAUCGGCAGCAGAGAGCCCAAGCAAGGACUCCAUCGGUACAUCCUUGGAAGUUCAAACAGGAAAGUCUGUGCAAGUAUUCGCAGUACAAGAUGAGAAGUUGGCCUUCAGUCACCAGAAGCAUAAACUCAGAACUCUAGUCUCAAAGCCAAAGGAAGAGUGGAACGAUAGCACAGUAAGUAGCAACAUAUCGAAAAUGAGGAUUCAAAGCAGACUGGAAGCUACAACCAGGCGUGAGAGAGCUCUGGCAUAUGCAUUCUCCCAACAGCUAAGGAUUUGUUCUAAGAAGAGGCAAGCAAGAACUGAAGGAAGAGAACCCAACAUGAGUUGGAGCUGGCUCGAAAGAUGGAUGGCAACUCGCGUUUUAGAGAGCCCAUCAGUCGGAAGUCAUGUGGACAUGCAACUUCCGCCAAGGAACAUAGUCAAGAGAAGAUUGCUUGAUGUAGCAGGAGAAGAAAUUGAAAGUUGCGGAUCUAACGAAGUAUCUGUCCAUCUCGAUGCCUUGUCAUUCAGAGCAUCAGGGGAUGGGAAGGACUUAAAACCAACUAGGAACAGGCCUAAAGCUACUAAUAAGAGAAGCGUAUCGAGGCGGAAAACAGUGCCAAGCCAACAAUGUCCAAAGGCGUAUGCAAAGGUAUCCAGGGAAGACUCACCAGAUGAUGUUCCAAGUGGAACAGACAGAAAGCGCAAGCAGCAAAUGGAAAGCAAGAACGAAAUCGAAUGCGAUGAUUCAGAAUCCUAGCAAACGCUUCCCAAAUGCAGACAACACAGCGUCCUGGUGCUGGCAAAUUAACCCAGCUAGACAAGUCAGUUCUCCGUUGGAAUGCAUCCAAGUAUAUACAGCAGUUUAAAACUGCCAGAUGCCAACCCGAAUUUUCUCUGUAAAUGCAUGAAUCAAGUGCUUUCACAUUAUCAUAUGAUUUGCUAGACAUGGGCGUUUCAUGACUGUUCUAAUAAGUUCGAUAUCAGGCCUGAACCAA
Syzygium oleosum is the source of this 1626-nucleotide messenger RNA. Its product is annotated as protein IQ-DOMAIN 33. The transcript is spliced from 6 exons. Bases 249 to 1388 code for a protein of 379 amino acids. Lineage: Eukaryota; Viridiplantae; Streptophyta; Magnoliopsida; Myrtales; Myrtaceae. The record is from RefSeq and is a predicted model, not a curated record. Gene Ontology annotation, molecular function: protein binding.